This is a messenger RNA of Salarias fasciatus (jewelled blenny), 2818 nucleotides long. RefSeq names its product nuclear receptor subfamily 1, group D, member 2b (gene nr1d2b). The record is from RefSeq and is a predicted model, not a curated record. NCBI's taxonomy places the organism in Eukaryota, Metazoa, Chordata, Actinopteri, Blenniiformes, Blenniidae. Gene Ontology annotation, biological process: negative regulation of transcription by RNA polymerase II; positive regulation of transcription by RNA polymerase II; cell differentiation. Gene Ontology annotation, molecular function: zinc ion binding; RNA polymerase II cis-regulatory region sequence-specific DNA binding; nuclear receptor activity. The transcript has 8 exons. Bases 359 to 2056 code for a protein of 565 amino acids.
CUCUCCGCCAGCAGUCCUCCUCAGCUCCGCGGCCGAGCGGCUCGUCUCUCUCUGCGGCUCUGAAUGGGUCCUGGUUCCCGGUGACAGCGGCUGGUUCCCGGUUUUCCUGCAGCCCCCUUCACCGGAGGAAGAGCCGUCCGAAGCCCCGCAGCUGCCCCCCCGGCCCCAGCCCGCUGUGUCCUCGGUUCUUUCUCUGGUUUUCCGUCGCUACUCGAUGCGGUAGUUUCCGAUCCGGGAUCAAUCAGCGACUCUCCGGUUGCUGAACCACCUUAAACACGGCUCCAGCACCGAGGUAGCAGCGGAGGAGGACCCCUUCCCCCCGACCCGACCCGACCGGACCGGACCGGACCGGAGGACCAUGGAGUCCACCAAAGCCGGAGGCGUCAUAGCCUACAUCAGCUCGGCCAGCUCGGCCUCCAGCCCCGAGUCGUGCCACAGCGACUCGUCCAACGGCAGCUACCAGUCCACCUCGCCGCCCCGCGGCCCCUCCCCCAGCCACGGACCACCCCGCCGCCCGGCGGACCCCCCGCUGGGCCGCGCGCACAACCACCCGGGGGCGCCGAAGGGCGGGCGGUCCUCGUCCGCGGCCAAGUCUGGCAUCACGAAAAUCAACGGCCUGGUGCUGCUGUGCAAGGUGUGCGGCGACGUGGCGUCCGGCUUCCACUACGGGGUGCACGCCUGCGAGGGCUGCAAGGGCUUCUUCAGGAGGAGCAUCCAGCAGAACAUCCAGUACAAGAAGUGCCUUAAGAAUGACAACUGCCCCAUCAUGAGGAUCAACAGGAACCGCUGCCAGCAGUGCCGCUUCAAGAAAUGCCUCCUGGUGGGCAUGUCCCGCGACUCGGUGCGCUUCGGCCGGAUCCCCAAGCGCGAGAAGCAGCGCAUGCUGCUGGAGAUGCAGAGCGCCAUGAACAACAUGAUGAACAACAGCCAGGCGCCGCCGGCCGCCGACUCCCCCGCUUCCUCCGAGGACGCCGGCGCCGCCCCCUCCCGCUCCCCGUCGUCCUCGCCGCUCUCCAGCUCCAGCCGCUCGGACUCCGGCUCCGACCCGGAGGCCGAGCCGGCCGUUUCCAUGGACACCAGCCCCAGCUCGGCGUCGGACAGCGGCGAGGAGGAGGUGAUCGGCUCGGUGACCAGGGCCCACCAGGAGACCUUCAUGUACAACCAGGAGCAGAGCGCCGCCGCGACCGGCGACCCGCCGUCCAGCGCCGAGCAGCGGCGGGAUGCCUGGAACCGCCACAACAACCAGGUCACCGUGGCGACGCACGCCCCGGCGCCUGAGGCGGGCCCUCGGGAACCGGAGCCCAGCGGCCCCAGCCACUGCCCCUUCAGACUGUCCCGAGGCAGCGCCACCAGCCACUGCCCCGCCUACCUGCACGGCGCCUUCCGCGCCCCGGCCGCCGAGGCGCCGGCCGGCGGGGGCCACGGCGCGCCGCUGUGGCGGGGGGGCAAUCGCAUGCACCUGGUGUGUCCCAUGAACACGUCCCCCCACGUGGACCCCCGCAAGUCCGGCCACGAGGUGUGGGAGGAGUUCUCCCACAGCUUCACGCCCGCCGUCAGGGAGGUGGUGGAGUUCGCCAAGAAGAUCCCGGGCUUCAGGGACCUGUCCCAGCACGACCAGGUCAGCCUGCUGAAGGCCGGCACCUUCGAGGUGCUGGUGGUCCGCUUCGCCUCGCUGUUCGACGUGAAGGAGCGCUGCGUCACCUUCCUGGGCGGGACCAAGUACAGCGUGGACGCCCUGCGGGCCAUGGGGGCCGGGGACCUCCUGGGGUCCAUGCUGGACUUCAGCGAGAAGCUGAUCAACCUGGGCCUGAGCGAGGAGGAGAUGAGCCUGUUCACCGCCGUGGUGCUGGUGUCAGCAGAUCGCUCGGGGAUCGAGAACGUGAACUCGGUGGAGGCCCUGCAGGAGACGCUGAUCCGCGCGCUGCGCAGCCUCAUCACCAAGAACCACCCCAACGAGUCGGCCAUCUUCACCAAGCUGCUGCUCAAGCUGCCCGACCUGCGCUCGCUCAACAACAUGCACUCGGAGCAGCUGCUGGCCUUCAAGGUGCAUUCCUGAGCCGGCCCGCCCGCCGCGGGGCCGCCGGCCCCGUUCCAGUACUGUACCGCCGCGCCGGGGGCGUCCAUGUUUCCGUGUUUGUGCGUAGCCGCUGUACAAACCCUAGAAGCACUUUUUCCUCCCUAGUUUUUGUUUUUUUGCAUUCAUAGUGCAAUAUGUGACUGCUUACUGAUCGAAACUGUACAGCGGACAGUCGGACACUCUUAACUUGAUAUAUUUAGGUUUUUUUGGUUGUUUUUUUGUUUUGUUUUUUUUUUCCUCUGUGGCUCACAGGACUUUAACUUGGUGCUGCGGUUUUAAAAAAGGUCUCUGAUCUGAAAUGACUGACGAGGUGAAAUCCUCUCAAAGAAAACACCCGACAAGCAGACGACAGUGAGACGAGCAAAGGAGGAAGAAGAAGCUGCUACGAGUCCCCGCUUUCAGAAACCCAGACCUCUCGCUCCUGUGCUGUAGGAAGAAGACGCCGUCGUCGUCUCGUGUUCGUGCUUUCCUGUGUUUCUGUCAGUGGGCGGGGCUUGUUCUUUCCUAAUUCUUCUGUGGAAAAUGAAAAAAAAAAAUAAGUACCAGAUCUCCUGCUUCGACUCAUCGCUUUCCCGAUUCAGACGAGAGAAAGAAGAAGAAAAACACAAAGACUUUGUCUCUCAGUCACCAGCAGCUCCAACCUGCUCGGAAACGUUUUUUCUAAUAAAAAAAAAAAAAAAACCUGAAAAAUAAAAACGCAGCUGUACAGAUGUGAGCUGACGCCAGUAAGAGGAUACGAUU